This is a messenger RNA of Sinocyclocheilus anshuiensis, 4238 nucleotides long. Its product is annotated as guanine nucleotide exchange factor VAV2-like. NCBI's taxonomy places the organism in Eukaryota, Metazoa, Chordata, Actinopteri, Cypriniformes, Cyprinidae. Gene Ontology annotation, biological process: regulation of GTPase activity; cell migration; intracellular signal transduction. Gene Ontology annotation, cellular component: cytoplasm. The transcript has 30 exons. The coding region runs from base 1 to 2523 and encodes 840 amino acids. The record is from RefSeq and is a predicted model, not a curated record. Gene Ontology annotation, molecular function: guanyl-nucleotide exchange factor activity; protein binding.
AUGAUCUGUGAGAAGCUAGUCUUUGUUCCUCUGUGGAGGAUUCCUCUGGUUCAGCUGGAAGAGGAUCUUUUCAGAAAGCCUGCCAUGUUUCUGUGUCUGAAGAACAUCCGAACAUUCCUGAAAGUGUGCCAUGAUAAGUUUGGCCUGAGGAACAGUGAGCUGUUUGAUCCCUUCGAUCUCUUUGACGUGAGGGACUUUGGGAAGGUGAUCUCUGCGCUGUCCAGAAUCUCCCACAACAGCAUUGCACAGAUCAAAGGCAUCAGGCCCUUUCCAUCAGAGGACACAGCGCUGAAUGAAGAUGAUGUGUACCGGAGCUUGGAGGAGCUGGCAGAUGAGCAUGAUGUGGGAGAGGAUGACAUAUAUGACUGCGUCCCCUGUGAGGACGAUGGGGACGACAUCUACGAGGACAUCAUCAAGGUGGAGGUUAGACAGCCCAUGAUAAGAUACAUGCAGAAAAUGGGCAUGACGGAAGAUGAUAAGAGAAACUGCUGCUUAGUGGAGAUUCAGGAGACAGAGGCAAAGUACUACAAGACACUGGAGGACAUUGAGAAGAAUUAUAUGAUCCCCCUAAAGCAAGUGUUAACACAGCAGGAUAUGGAGGCCAUAUUUGUGAAUUUAGAGGACAUCAUCAAGGUCCAUUUUGCUCUGUUGAGGGCCAUUGACCUGACCAUGGUGAGCGGGGGAAAUGGCUUGGGAAAGAUCUUUCUGGACUUCAAGGAGAGACUGCUGAUCUACGGCCAGUACUGCAGCCAUAUGGAGAACGCUCAGAAGACACUGGAUGAGCUGAUUGCCACACGGGAAGAUGUCAAGUGUAAAGUGGAGGAGUGUACCAUGAAGGUCCAGGAGGGGAAAUUUAAACUGCAGGAUCUCCUGGUGGUCCCUAUGCAGAGGGUCCUCAAAUACCACCUUCUGCUUAAGGAGUUAGUAAGUCACUCUAUGGACCGCCCGGAGAGACAGCAGCUUAAAGAGGCACUAGAAGCCAUGCAGGACCUAGCAAUGUACAUCAAUGAGGUGAAGAGAGACAAUGAAACCCUGAAGAAAAUAAGUGAAUUUCAGAGCUCAAUAGAAAAUCUACAAGUGAAGUUAGAGGAAUACGGCAGGCCGAAGAUAGAUGGAGAGCUUAAAGUGUGCUCUAUAGUUAACCGAACCAAACAAGACAGAUACAUCUUCUUGUUUGAUAAAGUUGUUAUUGUUUGCAAGAGGAAAGGCUAUAACUACGAGUUAAAAGAGAUCAUCGAACUUCACUUCUACAAGAUGUCCGAUGACCCUAUGAAUAACCGUGACAUGAAAAAGUCGAGUGGAAAAAUGUGGUCCUAUGGCUUCUACCUGAUCCAUCUGCAGGGGAAACAGGGCUUCCAGUUUUUCUGCAAGACAGAAGACACCAAGCGCAAGUGGAUGGAGCAGUUUGAGAUGGCCAUGUCAAACAUCAAACCCGAAAGAGCCACUGCCAACCAGCACAACUUCCAAAUGCACACGUUUGAAAAGAACACCAACUGCAGAGCCUGUAAAAUGCUGCUGAGGGGUAUUUUCUACCAGGGAUACUACUGUUCACGUUGUGGGACCGGCGCCCAUAAGGAGUGUCUGGAGGUCAUUACCAUCUGCAAAAUAAGUCCUCAUGAUUCGGAGCCAGGGCUUCCACAAUCAGGUCCAAAGAUGGUGGCCAUAAGAAAUUACCAUGGUACCCCUGCCCCACCAGGCAAGAUGCCUCUCUGCUUUCAGACAGGCGAAGUCAUUGAGCUCCUGAAGGGAGAUCCAGACACAUCAUGGUGGGAGGGCAAACUCAUCCAAACCCAAAAGACUGGCUUCUUCCCCAGUUCCAGUGUGAAACCAUGUCUAGACCCAAAGCCUUUCCAGUCUCUUUCUAGCCGUCAGUCCUCCAGAGAGACAGAUUACAACGUUUAUCCCUGGUUUGCAGGAAACAUGGAGCGACAGCAGGCCGACAACCUGCUUAAGUCUCAUAGCAGCGGCACCUAUCUGAUCCGAGAGAGGACGGCGGAGGCCGAGAGAUUCGCAAUCAGCAUCAAGUUUAAUGAUGAAGUGAAGCAUAUUAAAGUUGUUGAGAAAGACAACUGGAUUCACAUCACAGAGGCAAAGAAGUUUGAUAGCCUCCUGGAGCUUGUGGAGUAUUAUCAGAGUCAUUCACUGAAAGAGAGCUUUAAGCUGUUGGACACCACAUUACGGUACCCUUACAAAUCUAGGGAACGCUCAAGUUCUCGCACCAAUACCCGUUCACCAGCCACCUGUGCUUCCUACAACUUCUCCUUCCUCAGUCCUCAGGGCCUCAACUUCUCCUCUCAAAGCUCUGCUCCCUUCUGGUCAGUAUUCACACCCAGGGUAGUUAGCACAGCUGUGGCGCGAUACAACUUUGCUGCUCGAGACAUGAGAGAGCUGUCCCUGCGAGAGGGGGACAUCGUCAAGAUCUACAGCAAGAUUGGUGGAGACCAAGGCUGGUGGAAAGGAGAGGCCAACGGCAGGAUUGGAUGGUUCCCCUCUACAUACGUCGAUGAGGAGGGGGUGCAGUGAGACUCUGGGGUCAAAGAUCAUCCAAUAAAAUCCGCAGCCCUCUGAGAGGACUCUGAUUUCCAUGGCAACAUCUCAUGGAAGUCUUUUUCGCUGGAAUUCAUUUUACAAUGAAUAUUUGUACUUUUGUCUUCUUUUGUCGUGUACGAAUAUGCUUUUUUCCCUUUCUCGGAAUGUCUGUGUGAUCUCUGUGAAGAAAACUGCUCCGAGUCUGUUUCGUUCUCAGCGUUGGGAGGAGGAAACUGUGAAAGAGCAGAACUUUGCCUUGAAGUGGCCAAAGGACAAGCAUGGCUUUAAGUUUGUACAGAAAUACCUGUAAGGUGCGCUGGGGUAUAAUGGGGGGUGGGGAUGUAUAAAAUUAUAUAUGAAUAUAAUUUAUUAAAGAGAUAUAUCUAUGAUUAAAAUGCAAUGUUGAACAUUUGUUUAACAGCAGCAGCGCAAAGAAUAUAUUAUGAGAGCAGAAAAGAUGCACUUUGCAUUUCUUUACAGAGAGAAUUUGCCUUAGUAAAUGGUAAUGCCUUUAGAGGUGGCGGUAAAGAGAUGGAUUCAGACUCAUCUUGCACAUACACACUCAUACAUCUGCCCUGUCCAGAAAUACGGUGCCUUUUCGUACAUGUUCUUCACUCCCAACAGAGUCUCAUUUGUAUAGCUGCAGCGUUAACGCCCCGUUCUGUAGCGGUGCACUCUCACGGCCCUAUCCGCCCGUUCAGCUGGACGCUGCUCAAUUAGAAGACCAUAAAAGAGACUGAACAUUUCUUGAACUGGAAUGAGCAGAUGACCAGAUCUGCUCAUCAUCUCACUGGAACGAAGAGGCAGCUAACCGAAAGCAUUCGGUCAUGGCUGGAAUUGCUUGGACAAUGAAGGAUACAAGCACCAUUAUGUCUUUCUCUUCCUUCAAGAGGAUGCAGAAGUACAAUGGAGUGUCAGGAGGAGGUUCAGUGAAUGCUGUUUCUGUGAUUUCUACAUUCUCAGUGGUCCAAAUUUGGACUAAAAAGGGAAUGCUGAUUUUUAUGAAUACCCAGAGGUUUUUGUGAGAUUUUUUUGUCGUCUUCUACAAGCACAUACAUUUUGCCAUUCCACGUUUCUUGUCUGCAGCCUGCCACAUUACAGUAUCUUGCCUUACUGGUGGACACAACUUGGUGCUACAUUGAAAUCCCUGAGUUUGGGCAGAAUUUUUUUUAUGCUGUUGUGGACGAGGAAACCCACUGCUGAAGAACCUCAGCCAUCAAGUGCACUUUAUAUGUCCAGAGACCUUUUAACACAGGACACCACACUGCAGAUCUGGACAUUAAAAUUUCAUAGUAUUUAAAACAAUUUUGAAAUGUACUUAUUUUUACCUCUGGAACGAGAAAAAACAGUAAUAUCCUUGACACUAUGAGCAGCGGUCCCUCAAAGUUGAACAUUACCUGUAAACUCCGUAAGUGCAUGGAUGUGUCCCUCAUACAGUCCUUGGAGACAAACCUUUUGCUGUUGCCGGCCAUCAGAAAUUGAAGCCGUAAAUCGAGGUUGGAGAGUGCUAGACUGUAGUAAAGCAUCGGACGUGUUUUAGCUGCGCUCCAGGCUUGAGUACAGCUGUCUGCAGUGAUGGAGCAGUGCAGCUCAGGUCAGGGUAGCGCUGGCUUUGGGGCUUAGUACCUGUUUGUGUAGUGGACAAAAAACACAUUGCAUGUGGUCAUAGAUAUUACAACUGCUGUCCGUGAAUCCAGAAAAAAGAUGUU